ACAAAAUGUUCAUUUAAAUUUUAAUAAAUGCACUUUUUUUUAUUGUUUAUGUUCUGUUCCAUGUUUUCUUUUUUCUUGUAGUUGUUCUAUUUUGAUAGAGUUCAGAGGUUAGACAAAAGGCCUCCAAGAAAAAUUCCUAUCAUAUCUGCAUGGAAUAGAGACAUGGUUCUUGAGAGGUUGAAGAUUGAAUUAGAAUUGGGAUUUGGGAGAGGGAAAGUUCUACCAAGGAUUGCUGCAGAAGUUGAAGAAAGUCCUGAGGUUAUAAAAUGAUCACUUUUUUUAACAUAAAUGUUCAUUUGUAUAAUCUGAAAUGUUCAACUGCAUAAUUUUUAAUAUUCAUUCAUAUAGGUUUUUAUGGAUGAUUUUGUUUCCCUGGUAAAAACAACUUGUUCAAACCUGUCAAAGCUUUCUUCAAAAUUGGUGAAGGCAAAGGAUAUCUUCCCUGGAAAUGACUUGGUGAAAAAAGUUGAUGAAGUUUUAGGAAAGGUGGCAGCUAGGGAACCAUCAAUUCUAAGCCAAGAUGAAGAAUUCUUUGGCAGUGAGGAUUUCCUAAAUGCACUUGCACAAGCUGAGAAGAAUCUGAUGCAAGGGUCUGAAAAGCAAACAACUGAGAAGCAAAUGACUGGGAAGAAAUUAACCAAAAAAGGAAAGGAAAAAGAACAAGAAUAUGACAUCAGAAAAGCUUUCAGCUUGGGGUUGACUCCACCUUCUCCAGCCAUUGAAACAGGGCCCACCUCUUCAACACUUGGUGAUAUAAUUGAACAACCAAUAAUUUCAACAAAUGCUGGAGAAAAGGAUGUGGGUAAAACUUCAGCACCUUCAGAACAAAGAAUUGAAGAAUUUUAUAGAACUGCAACUGGUUCAAAAUUUGAUGCUGACACUAGGUUAGAUAAUGAAGGAUUGCCUAGAACAGGAUCUGGUUCAGUGGUUGAUGCUGACCCUAGGUCAGAUGAUGGUGAAAAAAAGUGA
Molecule: messenger RNA, 969 nt
Organism: Chenopodium quinoa (quinoa)
Lineage: Eukaryota; Viridiplantae; Streptophyta; Magnoliopsida; Caryophyllales; Amaranthaceae
Exons: 5
Coding region: 355-969 (204 amino acids)
Source: RefSeq, a predicted model, not a curated record